Uncinocarpus reesii 1704 is the source of this 4665-nucleotide messenger RNA. RefSeq lists its product as uncharacterized. The record is from RefSeq and is a predicted model, not a curated record. NCBI's taxonomy places the organism in Eukaryota, Fungi, Ascomycota, Eurotiomycetes, Onygenales, Onygenaceae. Gene Ontology annotation, molecular function: protein binding; glycosyltransferase activity. Bases 1 to 4665 code for a protein of 1554 amino acids. Gene Ontology annotation, biological process: protein O-linked glycosylation. The transcript has 5 exons.
AUGCUACCGUCUGUAGCUCAACCCCCGUCCCAUCACUUCCUGCCGCACAACCAUAUAGACCACACCGUGUCAUUCGAUCCACCGCAGACCCUAUACGAUUACACCAGCCAGCGUCAUGGACAUAUGGAGCAGCCGUCUCUGCAGUCGGCCCCGACGUCAAGAGUUCAAUACCUCCGCCCAAUCCAAAGACUGAACCCUCGACCAACCCCGGGCCCACGUCAAUUGCGCGAUGUUAAUCCCUUGGAGAGCACGCUACGUCGGAAAACACCGAGUGGAACCCUCGCUGCUGGAUACGAUGCAACUGAUAGUUCCGUUCAGCCACCGGCGUCGAAGCACAUCCUCGUAUCUUCUUUGGAAACAGAUCAGCUGAUGAUGCCUCGCGUUGCUUUGUCCAUGGACUCCCUGCAAUAUAAGCCUCUGGAGCCGCCUAACCUUUUGCAGCGUCAAAAUUUCACGCCCGGCUACAAGCCAGAAGCCAACAGGCUCAAUCCACUCCAAAACACGGUGCCUCAGGGGCUUCAUAGUACCAACUGGAUUCGCUCAUUGAAUCAUCCACAAAGCAUCGAUUCGGUUCUACAGCAUGGCUCCGCCCUCACGCCAUCUCAGAGGGUAUACUGGCAAAAUAUUCCGACCAUUCCGACCGUCCUAGCGUCAUCAUUUCAACCCGGUGGCCGUGGAUCCGCCGAUUCGUCAGGUUUUGGCCAGUACGGGCCCUACUGGCCCGAUGGCGGAUACAUUCCUUACCGUCCUGCAGCGUUUCGAGAUUCAAGGUAUCAAUCAAUUCCACUCCUCGGUCAAAACGUCCCCCCCGAAAAUGCAAACUCAUUUAGCGGGUUUCAACCCAGUUUUAAUGGGCAAUCCCUUCCCCCUUCUGAACUCAUGACCCCAGAUCAGCAGCAUUUUCCUCCACGUCAUGUCCCCCCAAAAGUACCAGAAGCGUUCUGGCCCCAGAACAAUGUGCCGUACGCCCCGGCACAGCCAAACAGCCAAACUUCCCAUCAAAUACACCCCGUAAAUAACAACGGCUGGCAUACUCAAUCUCUUGGGCUUCGGCCAAGCGUCCAAGGGCCGAACCACCAACCUAGAAAUGCCGAAUUCAAAGAAAAAAUACUCGCUUGGGCUCACAGUGUCUAUGUUGACUUGCUAGCUUCGCUACACAGUGCGCGAAGGAAAAACGUCGCUCAAGGGAUUGCUGACGGCCGAACUCGCGAUCUCAACAAGCCGUGUAUUUUCCCAAAGCCGCCUCGUCAGCCCGGGUCCGAUUUUACUUCACGAUCUACUCAAAUUGAAGCCAAUAGCGCAUCGCCCUUCCCCACGCAUCAACAACAUGCAGCAGCUACUAGCAAUUUUGUAGAUGCUAGACGACAUUCAGCUCACUUCGCUCCUUCGCAUUCUAGUUUCCUACACAAUGGACAUGACAGCCGUGGACAUUUCACCCAGCCGCUUGACGGUUUCCGGACUAUUCGCCGAUCAUCUACUGCCUCCGUUCCUCGCAUGCUUAACCCAGCAUUCAAAGGAGUUUCUGCAGCUGAAAAUGCAGCUACCGCCCUGGAGAUUCUUUCAAGUUUAUGCAUCGAAAGUAAUUGGGAUUGGAUCGAUGGAAUUCUUGUCGGAGGCUGCCUUGCAUACGGGUUAGGAGAUUAUCCCAAGGCAAUGCGAUGGUAUAACCGAAUCAUUAACAAAGAUCCUACACACGUUGAAGCAAUUUCUAACCUCGCCGCCACCCUCCUUGCCCUGGAGCGCCGAGAUGAAGCCCUUGAACAUUGGUUUCAAGCCAUCAAAUUAAGACCAAGUUAUUUCGAAGCUGUUGAACACCUCGUCGGGCUGCUGUGUAGCAGUCAGCGUGGGAAAGAGGCUGUCAAUGUUAUCCAGUUCGUGGAGCAGGCGCUUCGUUUGCCCCCAACUGGUGACUGCUUUAAAGGGAAGGGGGCUGAUGAAGAAUCGGAGAGUGAGUCAGAAGGCAGGGAGUCAAUUGUCUCGGGGGCCGAGUCUAUGGAUAGAGCAGCAUUCGAUUAUUCAGAUGACCUUCAAAGCCCCCUGGCUUUUAAUGCUCGCCCCGCGAAGAAUGCACCAGACGGCUUUGGAUCCAGUGGAUACGCGAUACCGGGAUCAGAAAAUGGAAGAAUGGUCGCGCUAAUUCAUGCAAAGGGCAAUAUGCUUUAUGCUUUAGGCGAUAAUGCUGGAGCUUCAGCUGCUUUUGAAGAAGCCAUUCUGCUCGGUGCUGGGAGACCUCGAAGCAUCGAAAGUCUUAUUCGCAGAAUUCUCGCCGCAUACAACGACGAAGGUCAGCAUGGCGCCGUUCCCAGUACCAAUCGUCAUCGGCCCAGCAAAACCGUCCUGCUUUUCCCGGACAAAGCUUUGCAAACGGCAAAAUUAGUGUUUCCUAAUGGCAAUCUCCCAGGCUUGAAUUACGUACCCGAGGGAAUGAGCAGGAAAGCAGCAAUCUCAACAACCAGCAAUUCGCUUCUUUCUUUAGCGAAAAUAUAUCAAGAUGGCAUGUCUAAUACAUCGGUAUCAGGAGCCCCCAAGGCCACUCCGGGAGUUAGAGACAUCCUGGCACUCUACUAUCUUUCUCUCUCUUUACAACCAAGUCCGUCAACGGCGAAUAAUGUCGGGAUCCUACUUGCAAGUAUUCAAAAUACCGGCCCUUCGAAGACAACCCGCACCGCGGGCGAAAGCCAACUUCCCGAUAUCCCGGGCGUCGUUCCAGGCAGUGGAAUUGCCCUUGCGCUGGCCUAUUAUAACUAUGGGCUGAAUCUUGAUUUGCGGCAUGCCCACCUUUAUACUAACCUUGGAAGCUUGCUGAAGGAUAUUGGCCAACUUCCCGCCGCGAUCAAGAUGUAUGAACAAGCCGUUCAGUGCGACGGUAACUUUGAUAUUGCCCUUGCAAAUCUUGCGAAUGCUGUCAAGGAUUCUGGUCGUAUCAAUGAUGCUAUAGGGUAUUACCGACGAGCCGUGACCGCUAAUCCAGAUUUUGCGGAAGCCGUUUGCGGACUGGCGAAUGCUCUAAAUUCCGUUUGUAACUGGGGAGGUAGGGGCGGUAUUGCACCGAGUCGAGGAAUCCGAGAUCGGUGGCAUGUGGAUGAUAAAGGAAUGCUUCGCGAAGCGAAAGAAAUGGGCGUCGACUCCGGCUGGAUCAAGCGAGUAGUGGAUAUUGUGGAUAAGCAGUUGAAAGACGCUCCCGAGUGGAUUAACGCCGCCAAAUGCACCCACAGUGCUUCCGUUUCAUACCUUUACGUGCCCUCUGUCUGCCAAGCAAAUUCGCCAUAUUUCUCAGCGCAAUGGUCUCCGGAUAUCGUGUUCACUUUGCGGUCGACGUGGCUUCCUCCAACGGUUUAUCGACCUCCAGCACCUCCAAAUCCCCAUCUGAACAUUGGAUAUGUGUCGUCGGACUUCAACAAUCACCCACUGGCACAUCUCAUGCAGUCUGUGUUUGGUUUGCAUAAUCCCAGGCGCGUGAAGGCGUUCUGCUAUGCGACCACUCCGAGUGACAAUUCCAUACACCGACAACAAAUUGAGCGAGAAGCCCCAGUAUUCCGAGAUGUGAGUAGCUGGCCAGUGGAUCGGAUUGUGGAGCAGAUCGUAAACGACGGAAUUCACAUCCUGGUCAAUUUAAAUGGCUACACGCGAGGGGCCCGAAAUGAAGUUUUUGCUGCGAGGCCGGCGCCGAUUCACAUGUCAUUCAUGGGGUUUGCCGGGUCUCUUGGAGCUGAAUGGUGCGACUAUAUUCUUUCCGAUCAGCUGUCGAUACCACCAGAAACUCUAUCCCCACGAAGACGAAAUCUCAGGCUGGAGGAUCGCUUGUACGAACCAGACCAUGCGGAAGACGCGGACGAUUGGGUAUAUGGGGAAAAGAUUGUGUUUACGAGGCAUACUUUCUUCUGUUGCGACCAUAGGCAAAGUGCUCCUGAUGCUCAGAGCCCACGGUUGGGAUGGGAGGAGGAGCAGUCUAAUCGAUGGAAAAUGCGAAAAGAACUGUUCCCAAAUCUGCCAGACAAUACGAUUAUCCUAGGCAAUUUCAACCAGCUUUACAAGAUUGAACCUACCACGUUCCGGAGCUGGUUGCGUAUAUUGGCUCGCAUUCCAAACGCAAUCCUUUGGCUUCUCCGCUUCCCCGAUCUGGGUGAACAAAAUCUCCGUCAAUCGGCGGUUGCUUGGGCAGGUGAAGCCACCGCCUCACGGAUAAUCUUUACAGAUGUCGCCCCAAAACACGCUCACAUCUCACGCGCCCGUGUUUGUGAUCUCUUCCUCGAUACCCCCGAGUGUAACGCCCACACCACGUCAGCAGAUAUUCUUUGGAGUGGAACACCACUCAUCACUUUCCCGCGAUACAAAUAUAAAAUGUGUUCUCGCAUGGCUUCCAGCAUCCUCACCAGCGCUCUUCCUCAAAACGCAGCUGGGCGAGAGGCAGCUAGCGAACUCAUCACCUCAUCGGAAGAAGAAUACGAGAAUAACGCCAUUCGUCUUGGUUUGGAUAUGCAAUAUGAACCUGGCGGGAGUGGGCGGGCUAGAGGAAGACUGUUUGAACUGAGAAAGAUGCUGUUCUUGAACCGAUGGGAGAGUAAAUUGUUUGAUACCAAGAGAUGGGUAAACGACGUUGAGUCGGCGUACGAGGCGGUCUGGAGUAGAUGGGUUAAUGGAGAAGAGGGCGACAUAUGGCUUUGA